GUAGUUAUUCACCAGUUAUAGAGUGAGUUGUUGUUUAUGUUUCUAAGACUGCAGGGUGGGAGAUGCAACAAUGGUCUUGAGAACAGCAGGAAGUGUGUUGGGGGUCUUUCUCUGGUCUGUAGCAGUGGUACUGGGUCAGGAUAUCUGGAGUGUGACUUACACCACUCAGAGUAUCUGUACCUUGAAGGGGUCAACAGUGGAUCUGUUCUGCUCUUACACAUAUCCCAGUGGUUAUACAGUCACAACAACCUUCUGGUUCACUAAAACUGAGGCUGGUAUAGAACCUAAAGAUCUAGGUCAGGACCCAGAGUAUGCAGGUCGUCUGGUGUAUAAUGGGGAUAAGAAGAAUGACUGCAACCUGAAAAUCAGGGACCUGAGAGAGAGUGACUCAGCUACAUACAGGUUCAGAUUAUUAACAGAUCAGACCAGAGGGAAAUAUACUGGUGCUCCUGGAGUCACUCUGUCUGUUACAGCUCUGCAGGUGAAGGUGACUUCUAAAACUUGGCCAAAUUGGGUGACACUGACCUGUAUCACCACCUGUACUCUGACUGACAACCCCACCUACAUCUGGUACAAGAACGGACACAAAGUAAAGGAGGACACCUCCAGCCUGUACUCAGACUACUUUAGUGAUGCAGACAGUUAUUCCUGUGCUGUAAAAGGCCACAAGGAUCUCCACUCUCCUGCAGUGUGUGUUCAGGGUCAGAGAUGCAACAGAGUGACUUACACCAAGAGGAGAAUCUGUGUCUUGAAGGGGUCAACAGUGGACAUAUCCUGUACUUAUGUUGGUUAUUAUUCCACCACAUCAUCAUUCUGGUUUAGAAGUGAUAGGUUGAUUCAUAAGGACAUAACCAGAGACCCCGAGUAUUUAGGACGAGACUUGGAGAGAGGUCCCUUCACCCUGACAAUCUCAGAUCUGAGAGAGGAGGACUCAGCUGAGUAUCGCUUCACUUUUAAACAAAGGAACUUUGAAUGGGGUCAUAGUUUCCCUGGAACCAGUCUGACUGUGACAGGCCUGCAGGUGAAGGUGACUCCUGCUGCAGAGGGACAGAAGACACUGACCUGUAGCACCACCUGUACUCUGACUGACAACCCCACCUACAUCUGGUACAAGAACGGACAACGUCUAGAUGAGUCCACUUCCCAACAAUACUCUAGUAAUAUGCUGAUGGUCUGGGAUUCUACUGUGGACAUUUACUCCUGUGCUGUUGAAGGUCACGAGGCUCUCCACUCUCCUGUAGUCUGUUUUCAGGUGAAGGUGACUCCUAAACAUUAUUCAAAGUAUAAGACACUGACCUGUAGCACCACCUGUAUUCUGACUGGUAACCCCACAUACACCUGGUACAAGAACGGACAGAUAGAAACUGUGAAGACUUCCACCUAUUCAGUCCUCCCUAAUGCUAAGGACAGCUACUCUUGUGCUGUAAAAGGCCAUGAGGAUCUCCACUCUCCUGCAGUGUGUGUUCAGGAUCAGAGGUGCAACAGAGUGACUUACACCAAGAGGAGAAUCUGUGUCUUGAAGGGGUCAACAGUGGACAUAUCCUGUACUUAUGUUGGUUAUUAUUCCACCACAUCAUCAUCCUGGUUUAGAAGUGAUAAGUCGACCCCUGAAGACCUAACCACUGACCCAGGGUAUGCAGGUCGUGUGAAGUACCCUGACAAAGAGAUGUAUAAAGAUCCCUGCAUCCUGAGAAUCUCAGAUCUGAGAGAGGAGGACUCAGCUGAGUAUCGCUUCACUUUUAAAACAUACAACUUUGAAUGGGGUCAUAGUUUCCCAGGAACAACUCUGUCUGUCACAGGUCUGCAGGUGAAGGUGACUCCUGCUGCAGAGGGACAGAAGACACUGACCUGUAUCACCACCUGUACUCUGACUGACAACCCCACCUACAUCUGGUACAAGAACGGACAACGUCUAGAUGAGUCCACUUCCCAACAAAACUCUAGUAAUAUGCUGAUGGUCUGGGAUUCUACUGUGGACAUUUACUCCUGUGCUGUUGAAGGUCACGAGGCUCUCCACUCCCCUGUAGUUUGUUUUCAGGUGGAGGUGACUCCUAAACAUUAUUCAAAGUAUAAGACACUGACCUGUAGCACCACCUGUAUUCUGACUGGUAACCCCACAUACACCUGGUACAAGAACGGACAGAUAGAAACUGUGAAGACUUCCACCUAUUCAGUCCUCCCUAAUGCUAAGGACAGCUACUCUUGUGCUGUAAAAGGCCAUGAGGAUCUCCACUCUCCUGCAGUGUGUGUUCAGGAUCAGAGGUGCAACAGAGUGACUUACACCAAGAGGAGAAUCUGUGUCUUGAAGGGGUCAACAGUGGACAUAUCCUGUACUUAUGUUGGUUAUUAUUCCACCACAUCAUCAUCCUGGUUUAGAAGUGAUAAGUCGACCCUUGAAGACCUAACCACUGACCCAGGGUAUGCAGGUCGUGUGAAGUACACUGGAACAUACAGAGGUCCCUUCACCCUGAGAAUCACAGAUCUGAGAGAGGAGGACUCAGCUGAGUAUCGCUUCACUUUUAAAACAAACAACUUUGACUGGGGUCAUAGUUUCCCAGGAACAACUCUGUCUGUCACAGGUCUGCAGGUGAAGGUGACUCCUGCUGCAGAGGGACAGAAGACACUGACCUGUAUCACCACCUGUACUCUGACUGACAACCCCACCUACAUCUGGUACAAGAACGGACAACGUCUAGAUGAGUCCACUUCCCAACAAAACUCUAGUAAUAUGCUGAUGGUCUGGGAUUCUACUGUGGACAUUUACUCCUGUGCUGUUGAAGGUCACGAGGCUCUCCACUCCCCUGUAGUUUGUUUUCAGGUGGAGGUGACUCCUAAACAUUAUUCAAAGUAUAAGACACUGACCUGUAGCACCACCUGUAUUCUGACUGGUAACCCCACAUACACCUGGUACAAGAACGGACAGAUAGAAACUGUGAAGACUUCCACCUAUUCAGUCCUCCCUAAUGCUAAGGACAGCUACUCUUGUGCUGUAAAAGGCCAUGAGGAUCUCCACUCUCCUGAAGUGUGUGUUCAGGAUCAGAGGUGCAACAGAGUGACUUACACCAAGAGGAGAAUCUGUGUCUUGAAGGGGUCAACAGUGGACAUAUCCUGUACUUAUGUUGGUUAUUAUUCCACCACAUCAUCAUCCUGGUUUAGAAGUGAUAAGUCGACCCUUGAAGACCUAACCACUGACCCAGGGUAUGCAGGUCGUGUGAAGUACACUGGAACAUACAGAGGUCCCUUCACCCUGAGAAUCACAGAUCUGAGAGAGGAGGACUCAGCUGAGUAUCGCUUCACUUUUAAAACAAACAACUUUGACUGGGGUCAUAGUUUCCCAGGAACAACUCUGUCUGUCACAGGUCUGCAGGUGAAGGUGACUCCUGCUGCAGAGGGACAGAAGACACUGACCUGUAUCACCACCUGUACUCUGACUGACAACCCCACCUACAUCUGGUACAAGAAUGGACAGAAUGUACAAGGUGUCUCCUCCCCCAUGUAUUCCAUCAGCAGUGAGGAUGCAGGCAGCUACUUCUGUGCUGUAAAAGGCCAUCUCAGCUCUCCUACAGUGUAUAAACCAAAGACCACAGUGUCAGUCAGUCCCUCUGGUGAAAUAGUGGAGGGCAGUUCAGUGACUCUGACAUGCAGCAGUGAUGCCAACCCACCUGUCCAGAGUUACACCUGGUGGUACAAGAAGAAUGGAGGUGACUAUCAGAGUAUGACAGGACCACAGCAUGUCUUCAACCAAAUCCGGUCAUCUGACACUGGAGAGUAUUACUGUGAGGCCUGGAAUGAGAUGGGGACAGACAGGUCUAGGACCAUUAACAUGGAUGUGAAGUAUGGUCCAAGGAACACCUCAGUGUCAGUCAGUCCCUCUGGUGAAAUAGUGGAGGGCAGUUCAGUGACUCUGACCUGCAGCAGUGAUGCCAACCCACCUGUGGACAAAUACACCUGGUACAAGAAGAAUGUAACCUCACCAAAAGCAUCAGGACAGAGUUACAGCAUCACUAACAUCAUCUCUGAGGACAGAGGAGAAUAUUACUGUGAGGCUGAGAAUAAAUAUGGACGUCUCAACUCUUCUUCUGUGUUUGUGGACGUUCAGUACGGCCCAAAGAACACCUCAGUGUCAGUCAGUCCCUCUGGUGAAAUAGUGGAGGGCAGUUCAGUGACUCUGACCUGCAACAGUGAUGCCAACCCACCUGUGGACAAAUACACCUGGUACUUUCAAAAUGAGACUUUUCUAAAUGGAUGUGGACAGAUGUACAACAUCAGUAACUUCAAGUCUAAGGACAGUGGACAUUACCACUGUGAGGCCUGGAAUAGAAGAGGAUCUAGGAACUCUACAGCUCUGAUGAUCAUUAUACCAGGGAAACAAACCUCAGUUCUGACUGCAGCUGUAGGAAUCAUAGUGGUUGUUCUGGUUCUCAUCCUCUGUCUCUCUGGACUCAUGUGGUUCAGGAAGAAGGCCUCCAAAUCCACCUCUGACACAAGAGACACAUCAGAGAAUGUAGAGGGAGACUCUAGUCCAGUGUAUGAAAACGUCUCAAGCAUGUCCACAGCCCCUACUGCAGCACAGACAGAGUCCACAUACGACCAGGAUGAUGUUCACUACACCAGUGUCCACUUCUCUCACUCCAAAAACCAGGAAGUGCCUCUGUACUCCACCGUCCAGCUGCCUCAACCCCAGAAAGAGGAUGAGGAUGUCCAGUACGAUGCUGUGAAAUUCAACCUCCCCAGUGCUGCCACCCGACCCACGGCAGCACAAGCAGCUGAGGAGGACUCUUCUGUUCUCUACAGUACAGUCAACAAACCCAGAACCAGGAAGACCCCAACACAACAAACCCAGAACCAAGAAGACCCCAACACAACAAACCCAGAACCAAGAAGACCCCAACACAACAAACCCAGAACCAAGAAGACCCCAACACAACAAACCCAGAACCAAGAAGACCCCAACACAACAAACCCAGAACCAAGAAGACCCCAACACAACAAACCCAGAACCAAGAAGACCCCAACACAACAAACCCAGAACCAAGAAGACCCCAACACAACAAACCCAGAACCAAGAAGACCCGAACACAACAAACCCAGAACCAAGAAGACCCCAACACAACAAACCCAGAACCAAGAAGACCCCAACACAACAAACCCAGAACCAAGAAGACCCCAACACAACAAACCCAGAACCAAUACGACCUGAACACAAUAAACCCAGAACUAAGAAGAACUGAACACAACAAACCCAGAACUUAUAAUUAUGUGUGAAUACAUUGUACAUGCCGGUGGCCCCAUUGGGAAUGUAAGCCAUGCACCAUGCUCUACCAACUGAGACACAGGACUACUGUAUUCACACUUAGUUGGAGUGAUGAUCUAUGGUCAGUUUUAUAAACAAUGCUGUACUUGUCCUCUUGCUCAGUUGUGCACCGGGGCCUCCCACUCCUCUUUCUAUUCUGGUUAGAGCCAGUUUGCUCUGUUCUGUGAAGGGAGUAGUACACAGCAUUGUACGAGAUCUUCAGUUUCUU
Molecule: messenger RNA, 5522 nt
Organism: Oncorhynchus gorbuscha (pink salmon)
Lineage: Eukaryota; Metazoa; Chordata; Actinopteri; Salmoniformes; Salmonidae
Product: titin-like
Exons: 21
Coding region: 71-5200 (1709 amino acids)
Source: RefSeq, a predicted model, not a curated record